AUGGACUCCGAAGACGACACAAAGGAUGAUGUGGAUUCUGGUAAUGAGUCAAGCGGAGACGAUGUCGACUUUGUCAUGGACGAGACUCACAGUACAAGGGAACGACAAAAAGAACUCGAAGAAUAUCCUUACGAAGUGUUAUCAACGGAAGAAAUUGUCCAGCACAUGGUUGAUUGCAUUAAAGACGUUAACACAGUAGUUGAGAUUCCAGCCACAACAACACGCAUACUGCUUAAUCAUUUUAAAUGGGACAAAGAAAAGCUAAUGGAACGUUUUUAUGAUGGCGAUCAGGAUCAGUUGUUUGCUGAGGCUAGAGUUAUAAAUCCAUUUAGAAAACCUGUCAUACAAAGACCAAAGUUGCCUAGACGGAUAUCAACUUCAGGAACAGAGGAAUGUGAAAUUUGUUUUUCAAUUCAUCCAUCAUCCAUUAUGACAGGUCUUGAGUGUGGACACAGAUUUUGCACCCAGUGCUGGUGUGAAUAUUUGACAACUAAAAUAAUGGAAGAAGGCUUAGGUCAAACGAUAGCGUGCGCGGCGCACGCGUGCGAGAUACUCGUGGACGACGCGACGGUGAUGCGGCUGGUGCGCGACGCGCGCGUCAAGCUCAAGUACCAACACAUUAUCACUAACAGUUUUGUUGAGUGUAACCGCCUGCUCCGCUGGUGCCCGUCGCCGGACUGCAGCAACGCCAUCAAGGUGGUGUACGUGGAGGCGGCGCCCGUCACCUGCCGCUGCACGCACACCUUCUGCUUCGCGUGCGGCGAGAACUGGCACGACCCGGUGCGCUGCUGUCUGCUCAGGAAGUGGAUUAAGAAGUGCGACGACGAUUCAGAAACAUCUAACUGGAUAGCCGCCAACACAAAGGAGUGUCCGAAGUGCAACGUGACGAUAGAGAAGGACGGCGGCUGCAACCACAUGGUGUGCAAGAACCAGACCUGCAAAGCCGACUUCUGUUGGGUUUGCCUCGGGCCCUGGGAGCCACAUGGUAGCAGUUGGUACAACUGCAAUAGAUACGACGAGGACGAAGCGAAGGCCGCCCGCGACGCGCAGGAGCGCUCCCGCGCCGCGCUGCAGCGCUACCUGUUCUACUGCAACCGCUACAUGAACCAUAUGCAGUCGCUGCGCUUCGAGUCCAAGCUGUACGCUUCGGUCAAGGAGAAGAUGGAGGAGAUGCAGCAGCACAACAUGAGCUGGAUCGAGGUACAAUUUUUGAAGAAGGCAGUGGACAUUCUCUGCCAGUGCCGACAGACGUUAAUGUACACGUACGUGUUCGCGUACUACCUGCGCAAGAACAACCAGUCGGUGAUCUUUGAGGACAACCAGCGCGACCUCGAGUCCGCAACGGAGACCCUCUCGGAGUACCUCGAGCGUGAUAUCACUAGCGAGAACUUGGCUGAUAUCAAGCAGAAGGUCCAAGAUAAGUACAGAUAUUGUGACAGCCGGCGCAAGGUUCUCCUCGAGCACGUGCACGAAGGCUAUGAAAAGGACUGCUGGGACUACACAGAGACAACAAUGUGGCAU
Messenger RNA from Brenthis ino (lesser marbled fritillary), 1521 nucleotides. Lineage: Eukaryota; Metazoa; Arthropoda; Insecta; Lepidoptera; Nymphalidae. The record is from the annotation of a GenBank genome assembly.